AUGGCUGCAUUCAUCAAGGCUGCGAACGCUAAGAUUCGCUCGAAUCCGGUGCUCGACUACGUCUGCUCAACGCAUUUCUGGGGACCCGUCUCGAACUUCGGUAUUCCUGUCGCCGCCGUCAUGGACACGCAGAAGAGCCCAGAGAUGAUCUCCGGGACCAUGACCGGUGCCCUGUGCGUGUACUCGGCAACCUUUGCGCGCUAUGCCCUCGCCGUCACACCCCGCAACUUCCUCCUGUUCGGAUGCCAUGCCGUGAACGAGGGCGCACAGCUGACGCAGCUCUAUCGAUGGUACAACUACAACUACCAGGGUGGGAAGGAGAAGCUGGCUCUGGAGAAGGGCGUAGAGUCCGCCAAGGCCGUCGCCGAGAAGGCGGAAGAGAAGGUGAAGGCGGUUGUCAGCAAAUAG
Messenger RNA from Clonostachys rhizophaga, 408 nucleotides. The record is from the annotation of a GenBank genome assembly. Lineage: Eukaryota; Fungi; Ascomycota; Sordariomycetes; Hypocreales; Bionectriaceae.